Molecule: messenger RNA, 801 nt
Organism: Spea bombifrons (plains spadefoot toad)
Lineage: Eukaryota; Metazoa; Chordata; Amphibia; Anura; Pelobatidae
Gene: TSPO
Product: translocator protein
Exons: 4
Coding region: 99-590 (163 amino acids)
Cellular component (GO): mitochondrial outer membrane
Source: RefSeq, a predicted model, not a curated record
CUGGUCACAUGACCUGUGCUGGGCUCUGUCCCUAGGAAUCAGUAACUCUUAACCGGUCAGACAGGACAGGAGCAGCCCGAGCUGGGAUUUUGCGCAGAAUGCCCUCGUCUUGGCUUCCCGCCGUCGGCCUCACCCUCCUGCCCCAUGUGGGGGGACUGCUGGGGGGGCUCAUUACGAGGAAGGAAGUGACCACCUGGUACACCACCCUGGUUAAACCAUCAUGGCGACCCCCAAACUGGCUGUUCGGACCCAUGUGGACCACCCUGUAUACAUCGAUGGGUUACGGAUCUUACCUGAUUUACAAGGAGCUCGGCGGGUUCACCGAAGACGCGCUCGUCCCCCUCGGACUCUACGCCGGGCAGCUGGCGCUCAACUGGGCCUGGACCCCCAUAUUUUUCGGGGCUCACAAAAUCGGAUGGGGACUUGUUGAAAUCGUGGUCCUGACGCAGGUUGCCGCGGCGACCGCCGUUUCCUGGUACCCGAUCAGCAGGACGGCGUCCUUCCUCAUGGUGCCGUACCUGGCCUGGCUGACGCUGGCCUCGGCCCUCAACUAUCAGAUCUGGAGAGAUAACAAAGACAAGAGCGAAUAGAGACUGCCGAGGCUUCCAACAAAAACCUUUACAUAAAAUGCCUUAUUAUUUCUGUAAAAUAUUAUUAACCUGUUGAGGGCCAGCAGUUUGAUUCAUUGUGCCAUUUAUCACACGCCGUGCGGCGUACGGAGACCUCAGUGCCUUCAUCUGAACGCGGGAUCGAUGUGACGCAGGAGGCAGAAAUAAAGCGAACGGGAAUACGGUGCUGGUA